GUGAUGCAUGCCCAGUAUCAGACGCUGCGCAGUCUUCGGAAGGAGCUCCGUGCUCGAGGGGUUGACGAGUCGAAGUACAUUUCCGUCUUUGGCCUCAGGACCCAUGGGUGGCUAGAGGGCUUGGGCUACGCCACUGAGCAGAUCUACGUCCACUCGAAGGCCAUGGUGGUUGACGAUGAGGUGGCAAUUGUGGGCAGCUCCAACAUCAAUGACCGGUCCCUUCUCGGGAUGCGUGACUCUGAGGUCAAUGUCGUCAUUGAGGACACCGGUGGAUCCUUCAAGGGCCCUGGUGGCUUGCGAGGUGGUGCUGCUGCGAACCUUCGGAAGGCGCUGUUCGCGCAGCAUCUGGGUCUUGCAAGGGAGCAUCUUGAAGUGGUGUAUCCGGAUCCUUCCAGUGAGGCAUUCGUGGCUGAGAUGCAUCGAGUCGCCCAGGAGAACACACGGAUCUACGAGGAGCUGUUUGGUGCACUGCCCUCCAACUCCGUGGAUACCUGGGCAGAACUGGCGGAGCGACGGCGACAGGCUCCGGCAUCCCUGAAUGCCGACUUCAGCAGGAUACCCGACAACAAGAUUGCCGAAGACGCCUUGAAGGGGGUCCAGGGAUACCUGGUCCAGUUCCCCCUGGACUUCUUGGCAAAUGAG
Molecule: messenger RNA, 642 nt
Organism: Symbiodinium pilosum
Lineage: Eukaryota; Dinophyceae; Suessiales; Symbiodiniaceae
Source: the annotation of a GenBank genome assembly